CGGUGACAUCGGCACCUAUGUAGAUGCACUGUAGACGCUGUUGAACCAGCUAUCAUGGAGGCUACCUAGGGUAGCUGUACGUAGGACAGCUCGCUCAAUCGUGCCAGGGCUUCCCCGAGCCGCAGUGAUCACACAAGAAGCAAUCGACAUAUUAUUGAAGCCUUUAGCUAUCUCCCUCUGCUCGUGACCAUGCACUCCAAUGGUCCGACAGGCAUCCGUGCCCAAAGCUAGAUGCAGUAUGUCCUUACACGGAAUGAGAUCAAAGCGAUAGCAUGUUUAUCCUGCCGAUGGGACAGGGUUUUUUACUCUCACCAAUGGAUAUGCACUAAUUUCCCUUGCCUCGUGCAGCCCAUCGGAUCUCUCUGGGAGAUCUGUCGCCGUGGAGAACUCUUCCCCUCCACUCAAGCUGCUUACAACCAGGCAUGUGAUCAAGAACAUGGUUACACUGCUUCCACGAUCGCGAACUGUUCCUCUAGAAACAUCUUGUGUAAGGACCGCAUUCCCAACUGGCCAGACCGUCUCGGCGAUGUCCGUCGAGGCCACAUCAGUGAACACAGAGAACACAAGAUGCAGUGCUCAUGUCUCGGCCUGGAAAAUACGAGGCAAGUCUUCCCCAGAAGACAUUGCUUGUACAUUCAAUAUCUCUGCUCGGAAAAUAGAAUUUCAUCCGUCCAAGUAUUUCAGACAGGACCGCGCUCCACAGACACAACCCCAGCUUGGCUACAAUGUCAAUCCUCCAGCGCACCGCAAACACAGCGGCCUCUUGGUGCACGCCAUUUACACUCCCGUUUUACGAUAUUCUCAUCCUGCGUAUCUCUGUUCCUUUCAUCUGGCGCUGCUCUGCACAGAAUAAUCUUCGUCCAUUAUUCUCUAGCAACUUCUCCAAGAGACAUGUUGACAUUGGCGUUGGGACUGGGUACUUUCCAAGAAGAGCAAUCAAGGAUCUUGGCCGCGAUCCAAAAAAUCAGCAUCUGACUUUGGUCGACUUGAGUGAGCAUUCUCUCGCAACAGCAAGACAGCGUGUUCUGUCCAAGUACCCCGAAGUACAAGUUGACUGUGUCCACGCGGACGCUGCACAACCACUUCCAGAGUCUCUCGCAUCCCAGAAGUUCACAUCUGCUUCUCUGUUUCUCGUCAUGCAUCACAUGCCGCAGCCAACAGCCAGCAAAGCGAACGCCAUCGCCAAUGCACAGGGUCUCUUGACCAAGGAUGGUGUUUUGGUAGGAUGCACGGUAUUGGGGAAGCAGUGGGAGAAGACUGAUGAUGGUGGGUUCAAGGUGAAGAGCGAGAAGCCGCUUGGAAGAGCAGCUGCUUUCAUGCUUGGGUUCUACAACAAGAGAGGUAUUUUUGACAAUUGGCAGGAUGAUCCGAAUAUUUUGGCGGAGGCUUUGAAAGCGGGGUUUGAGGAGGUUGAGACGAGUGUGGUGGCUAUGAUGUUUGUGUUCAAGGCCUCGAAGCCGCGUAAUGGGACCGGGGUGUUGAUAGAAGCCAGUGAGUGAUAGGCUCUGUCAUUGCGUGACAGUUUCCUGAGAGUAGGGUAUGGAAUAUUGUUUCCUGUUCUACAUAAUCACAUGCCCCAAAGAGCUUGUGCCCUUGGGUUGCCGGGGUUGCAACAUCCGUGCUCGCUCAGAAACGAAGACAAUAUCUCGAGUGGUGUAGCCGCGAUGUCUUACGGAUCCACACACGGAACAAUAGCCCAAUACUAGGCAGUGAACCCAUCCUGCCAAGGACAGUCUACGAGAUUUCUCGUUUUCAAACGAGUGAUGCCACGCGAGUCUUGUGCGUUACGCUCGGAAGCAGAGGGUUGAUCUCCGCACACCGAAUCCAAUAAUAUAGCGACACGAUGCCUUAUUGCUCUUGGGAUAGAACUCCCAUGCUCUAGAACCUAGAUCUGAGGUCCGAUGACAUGUUGUAUAACCACAAGCGGGAGAGGUACCCAAGAUCGAGGCAUUUUAUUACCGCAGAUCCAAGUGGCUGCUCACUUGCAUGACCCCGUACUCCUGCCGUGAUAUUGCCACGGGCUAUAUGAUCUCCGCCACAGCGGGAUAUAAUCUCAGUGCUAACUUAAACAGGUCAUGGGAUCUAAUGCUGUAGACCUGUGCAUCAAGCCCACAGAAGUCAACAAAUGAUGGCUUAACAAGAUCUGCAAGCAGUUUUGGAUAUACACUACUCUAUGGGCCAGUAAGCGAGACAUAGGCGCUAGAUAUGCAGAUGGAGAUGCACGGC
Molecule: messenger RNA, 2226 nt
Organism: Fusarium verticillioides 7600
Lineage: Eukaryota; Fungi; Ascomycota; Sordariomycetes; Hypocreales; Nectriaceae
Exons: 1
Coding region: 726-1499 (257 amino acids)
Source: RefSeq, a predicted model, not a curated record